Arabis nemorensis is the source of this 1107-nucleotide messenger RNA. The record is from the annotation of a GenBank genome assembly. NCBI's taxonomy places the organism in Eukaryota, Viridiplantae, Streptophyta, Magnoliopsida, Brassicales, Brassicaceae.
AUGGAGAAAAAAAACAUUGACGAUUUCUCACCGGAAUGUUUACCGGUAAAUGUUUUAGCACCACCACCACCUCCUCCUCCUCCGGUAAAAUCAAGAAGACAAAGCUCUGUUUCAACAGCUACAAGAGAUUCAUGGGAUCGUAUGUUCGAUGAAGCUCAUGGAGCUGAUGUUUUGAUUCAUACAGAUAAUAAUGGUUUGAUUUACGCACAUUCUAAUGUCAUCGGAAUGGCUUCAGAUGUAAUCAAAGGAAUGAUGAAGCAAGAUAAGAGAAAACCUAAUCGUAAAUCGAUAUCGAUCCUCGGUGUUCCUCACGACGCUGUUCGAGUUUUCAUUCGGUUCUUAUACUCUUCUUGCUAUGAGAAACAAGAUAUGGAAGAUUUCGGAAUGCAUCUACUUGUGUUAUCUCAUGUCUAUGUGGUUCCGCAUUUGAAACGAUUGUGCGAAUCGCAAUUCGAAAACUUUUUGCUCAACAAAGAGAAUGUGAUUGAUGUGUUUCAGUUAGCUCUUCUAUGUGAUGCUCCUCGUCUCGGUCUUAUAUGUCAUAGAAUGAUUCUAAAGAGCUUCGAAGAAGUUUCUACUUCCGAAGGAUGGGAAGCGAUGAAACAAAGCCAUCCCGGACUCAAGAAAGAGCUUUUACGAUCAGUCGCUUACGAGCUUAACAUUUUGAAGCAAAGAAACAGGAAACAGAAAGAGAUGCAGAUAUAUUCUCAGUUGUAUGAAGCAAUGGAAGCUUUUGUUCAUAUAUGUAGAGAUGGAUGCAGAGAAAUCGGUCCAACAAAGAUCGAAACCUCCCAUGUCUCGUGCGGGUUUCAAGCAUGUAACGGCUUAGAGAAGCUCUUAAAACAUUUGGCGGUAUGUAAACUAAGAUCGAUCCCCGGUGGUUGUAGCCAUUGCAAGAGAAUGUGGCAACUUCUCGAGCUUCAUUCGCGUAUUUGUGUUGACUCGGAACAAUGUAAAGUCCCUCUUUGUAGUAAUCUCAAGGAGAGAGUGAAGAAACAAAGCAGGAAAGAUGAGAAAAGAUGGAAACUUUUGGUGAAGAAUGUGUUGAAUACUAAGAGAAUUGGAGGAUCUAAAUUCUUUUUGCAGGCGAUUGAUGUUACUUUGUGA